Colletotrichum siamense is the source of this 198-nucleotide messenger RNA. RefSeq lists its product as uncharacterized. The coding region runs from base 1 to 198 and encodes 65 amino acids. The transcript has a single exon. The record is from RefSeq and is a predicted model, not a curated record. Lineage: Eukaryota; Fungi; Ascomycota; Sordariomycetes; Glomerellales; Glomerellaceae.
AUGCCGUCUGCUCACCGAGAGGGUCCGGCGUGCAUCCCGCAGACCGGGCCUGUCAGGUAUCCUUGCAUGCAGGGUUCGACAGCCAAUGGGGUAUUUCGCCUCUUUACCAUGCAGUACCAUGCUACGUCCUCUGCAAACCGCCCUAUGAAGGCCGACCUGCAGCUAGUUCACAGCCAGGUCCAGAUUGAUGAUAUAUGA